This is a messenger RNA of Dunckerocampus dactyliophorus (ringed pipefish), 4348 nucleotides long. Its product is annotated as F-box/LRR-repeat protein 3-like. The record is from RefSeq and is a predicted model, not a curated record. Gene Ontology annotation, biological process: regulation of cell cycle; entrainment of circadian clock by photoperiod; G2/M transition of mitotic cell cycle. Gene Ontology annotation, molecular function: protein binding. Bases 339 to 1634 code for a protein of 431 amino acids. The transcript has 6 exons. Gene Ontology annotation, cellular component: nucleus; cytosol; SCF ubiquitin ligase complex. Lineage: Eukaryota; Metazoa; Chordata; Actinopteri; Syngnathiformes; Syngnathidae.
CCCUGUUGACCUUUCUCCACAAGCGCAGGCGAGUCAGGAAUCCCAAUCAGCUCCUCGCUGCAACACAAACGCCAUCUUUAACAGGCUGACAAACUACUGAAGCAGAGUUAAGGAACGAAUCUGGGUCAGGCAGUCGGAGACGAAAACCCCGUCUGGAAAUCGCUACUCUUCGCCAAAUUCUGGCCGAUAUUUACCUAUCUCUAGUCAAAUCGCGCCGUUUUAUGGUCCAAUGUGUUUGAGCGGUCGGGCAGCCCGAACGCAGUUUUGUUGUGUCGGUCCCGGUUGACGUUGACUGGUAGCUUUUGCUCACAAACAGCUGACUGAGGUGAAAAAACAGGAUGAAACGAGUUCUCCAAGGGACUCAGCAGGAGGAUGGGGGUGGUACCAGCGGUGUGACUCUCAAACGGUCACGCAAACAGAAGAUGGACACAGAUCUUGAAGACAAGGUGGUCCAUUGGGAAGGUCUUCCACAGGAGAUACUUCUCCACAUCUUCCAGUACCUGCCUCUGUUGGAUAGAGCUUAUGCUUCCCAGGUGUGUCGGGGCUGGAACCUCGCAUUUCAUAUGCCCGAACUGUGGCGAUGCUUUGAGUUUGAGUUGAACCAGCCAGCCAGCUCGUACCUGAAGGCCACACACCCUGACCUCAUUAAACAAAUCAUCAAAAGGCACGCCGACCACCUCCAGUAUGUCAGCUUCAAGGUGGACAGCAGCAGAGAGUCCGCAGAAGCAGCAUGUGACAUCCUCUCUCAGCUUGUGAAUUGUUCUCUUAAAACUUUGGGCCUCAUCUCCACAGCUCGGCCCAGCUUCAUGGAGCUGCCAAAGUCUCACUUCAUCUCAGCGCUGACGGUGGUUUUUGUGAACUCUAAAUCGUUGUCCUCCCUGAAGAUUGAUGACACGCCUGUAGACGAUCCCUCCCUCAAAGUCCUCGUGGCCAAUAACAGUGACACGCUCAAACUGCUGAAAAUGAGCAGUUGUCCCCACGUGUCACCUGCAGGCAUCCUUUGUGUGGCUGAUCAGUGCCAUGGCCUGAGAGAAUUGGCUCUCAACUAUCAUUUGCUGAGUGAUGAACUCCUCAUAGCCCUGUCCUCUGAGAAGCAUGUUCACCUGGAGCACCUGCGCAUUGACGUGGUGAGUGAGAAUCCAGGCCAGCAGUUCCACACCAUCAAGAAGAGCAGCUGGGAUGCCAUGGUGCGCCACUCCCCUAAAUUUAAUUUGGUUAUGUACUUCUUCCUCUACGAGGAUGAGUUCAGCCCCUUCUUCCGUGAUGAGAUCCCAGUCACACAUCUGUAUUUUGGCCGGUCAGUCAGCAAAGACGUGCUGGGCCGUGUCGGGCUCACGUGCCCUCGCCUGGUUGAGUUGGUGGUUUGUGCUAAUGGGCUACGGCCGCUAGAUGAAGAGCUGAUCCGCAUAGCCCAGCGCUGCACUCAGCUGUCAGCCAUCGGCUUGGGAGAGUGUGAAGUGUCAUGUAGCGCCUUUGUGGAGUUUGUCAAGAUGUGUGGAGACAGACUGACGCAAUUGUCAAUCAUGGAAGAGGUGCUGGUUCCAGAUCACCGCUAUGGGCUUGAUGAUAUCCACUGGGAGGUGUCCAAGCAUUUGGGCCGCGUCUGGUUCCCUGACAUGAUGCCUACCUGGUGAAGCUGUGCAGGAGUUGUAAUUGCAUGUACAUUUGUGUGAGUGUAAGCACCCAACACCUUUCUCUGACUGAAAAAGAGAAAACAAUCCCAACAAUCAAAUUAAAUGUAAUACAUUAAAAGAUCUGGAAAAAAUGCCCUCCAUUUAAAUUUGGAUCAAGUUACGCAAAGAUGUACAAUUGUUUUCAAGUCUGCCACGCUGUUCUUUGUAUAUACAGUAUAUAUAUAUUUAUAUUUAUAUUUAUGUAUCUUUUUCUUGUUUUGACAAUGCACUUUUUUUUUUUCCUCUGAGCAAUUUACAGAUUUGUCCGCACUUUCCAUCAGAAUCAACAAAAAGUAACUGAGAAUGAAGGGGACAAUGUGGCAGUUGUAUCAUGUACAUCAUGUAUUUAUUGUGUAAUACACCAUAACCCUCUGAUAUGGAGAAUCCUUUAGUUUGGAUUCACAAACAAUUAUGAUAAGCCAACCUUAGUCUUCAUUAAAGGGAUAGUUUGGAUUUUUUGACAUGAAGUUGUAUGACAUCCCCAUCAGCAGUGUAGUGCAUCAACGAUGACUUUACCCCCACUUCAUCCUGUGAGGUGAGUUGUGGUCGGAUUUCGGUGAUGAGGAACAUAUUUCCUUUUAGUUGGUGGGGCCACUUAAGUGAAGAGUUUGGCUUCUCAAAACAAUAUGCGUACAAAAAAAGUAAUACAUUUGCAUAACAAAAAUGCCUCCUCGAAAAAAAUCAGGCCUCAAUCGCUGUUUGUUACUUUGUCUCCCGUUGUAUCACUGUGUGCUAUGAGUUCCACAGUGUUUAUAUGUGCGGAUGAAGACGUUACGACUGCACCACUGUCCGGUGGACUUUUCCCUGCUGGAUGAAACGGCCACGAGGAGCAUUCGCCAUUUGCUGAAUCGUGCCACAUCACUGAGUGAAGAAUAAAAUUGACUCAGCUGUACCCUGUUGAUUUGAUUUGCCACACUCUUAAGUGGCCCCACCAACUAACCGUACCUACGUUCCUCAUCACUGAAAUCCGACCAGAACUCUGCUCACGGGAUGAAGUGGGGGGGGGGACGACUCACCGUUGAUGCACUACUGUACACUGCUGAUGUGGAUAUCAUACCGCUUCAUGUCAAAAAAUCCAAACUAUCCUUUUAAUCUGAAUGUACUAGUGUAAAAGAUUGCUUCUGAUCACUUUUAAUGGCUAUCUGCUGAGCACAUGUAGAGCUUUGCAGUGAAUAACCCUUAUAAAUUGGUAUGUUUGUCAAUGUGGUAAAGGUUUCUGAGAAUGUUUCCGUGUGAACCAGGGCCAGAUUGGGUGGUUGAAUAGGCGAGGAGUCCACAUCCUGUAUAAUACGUCGGAUGGCAGUGCUUAAAAUGCAGUGAAACGCUUACACUAUGGACUCAUUGUUAUUUGAGGUUUAUACUACACACACACACACACACACACACACACACACACACACACACACACACACACACACGGAGGAAUCUUAUUGGUGCACUUUUAAUUCAUUGAAAGAUCACCUUAUUGCUUCAUUUUUCAUGAAGUCUCAAGUAUAUCUGUUUAAGCUAAGCUCCAAUCUUAUGAAAUUUAAAGUUUGAUAACGUACAUCAUAGGCUGUUUGUUAAUGCAUCUGCGAUUAAUUGCUAUACAGUAUAUGUAUACUCAGUUGUAAUUACUUAUGUACAGGCCUUCUUACAAUACUGUACCACAUACAUUGCGUCAUCUUCUCAAACAGGUAAUGUUCAGAAGCUCUGAGCUGGCCUGCUUAAGACCAUGGUUGUUGGGGUUUUUUUGCUCAGUAUCCAGGAAUAAUGCACUCCAGUGUUUGAAUGUGGAAUUGGCAAUUUAAAAGUGGAGAUGAGAUGAUCUCAAAUCAGGCAACCUUAAAGACAUCGUAGCUUGGCUGAAUACUGAAGUGUGACAUCAAUGGUUUGACUUUUUCCAUUGCAAUCAAGUGUACACGAUAACUGGAUUAGGUCUUAACAUGUCUGUUGCCUGUGGACUCACUGAAUGACAUAGACCUUGUACUGUUGAAUAAAGAAUCCCUUUAAAUCAUUAUGUUGAAAGCCAUCCAUUACCUAUACUGCUUAUCCUGGGUUGACCAUAUUUGCUGCUGCUGUUCAGAUUCUACAUGGGGACAGGGGCCCAUCAUGUUUUAUAAUCUCGCUUUUGAAGUUCAGGCGAGCCUGGCAAACAACUCUUCUUUUCUGAAAUGUAAUGUAUUUCUAAAAUCAUACCAUAUAUUGGUGAACAUGAACUACGUUUGUUAUCUCUGCUAAUGGAUUAUUGCAAAGUUAAGGACUUUCAUAAUAUGUGCAUUGUUUUUACUUUAGCUUAAAAAUUGAAUUAUGUUGAAGUUUUAUUGGAAGGUAACCUUUUGUACUUUUCUCAAAUGUAUGUAUAACACUGAAUGAGUGAGGUUCUUGCAACUUUAAUGAUACGCUCUUCUGUGUUUUUGGUAUGGAAACAUUAAAUGGGAAAUGAAAUGAAAACAACACUGCAUUGAACUGGGAAUUUGGGUGUUAGUAAUAGUGACUAGAACUCCCUGCUUUUGUUUUAAGAUGCCCUUCAGAAAAUUACAAUUGAUCAAUUAAAGACUUUAAAUGCAUGAUAACCUAUACAAAAGCUGUUCUUUCCUUCAGCUUGUGUUUCUGAACAUUGAGUCCAUAAACAAUCUGUCGUGAUUCCUAUUGCUCCAUGAUCUCAAAUAAACUGCGUUGAGAUAGUUUACCAA